Molecule: messenger RNA, 1734 nt
Organism: Sphenostylis stenocarpa
Lineage: Eukaryota; Viridiplantae; Streptophyta; Magnoliopsida; Fabales; Fabaceae
Source: the annotation of a GenBank genome assembly
AUGGGGCACAGAGAGAAGAGGAAUGCGCGAGUAGCAGAGAAUGGGGUACAAAGAGAAGCCGGACGCGCGAAGGAACUAAAGGAGCACAUCGAAGACGAUUUAAGCGGCACUUGCACGCCGUCACUUGUCUUCAGCAGUGACGACGACGAGGAAGCCAACCAAGAUCUCAGCCUUAAGAUUGUCGAGAAAGCCAUGCGAAUGCGAGCAGCCAAGCAUGCGACCCUAAAAGACGGCGUUUCGUCCUCGCAAACACCCGAACCUGUGACCCAAAACAACAGCGUUUCGGAUGCGCCCAGCGCAAUAGGCGAUUCUGAAGUGAUGGAGAAGAAGAAAACAAUUAAGUUGAUGGUUGAGGCUGGGGAUCGAAGUGUUCUUAUAACUGAAGAACCAGAGAUGAAAGAGACAGUCAAGGCUAUUGAGAAUCAUGAGUAUGCGGAAGGAAGUGCAGUUCCGACAGGCGACAAUAUGGUUCUACGAAAGUUGCUUCGGGGUCCAAGGUAUUUUGAUCCACCUGAUAGUAGUUGGGGAGCAUGUUUCAAUUGUGGCGAGGAAGGUCAUGCAGCUGUGAACUGUUCAGUGGCGAAGCGGAAGAAGCCAUGCUAUGUUUGUGGUGGUGUGGGACACAAUGCAAAACGAUGCACUAAAGCACAAGAUUGCUUUAUCUGUAAGAAAGGUGGUCACCGUGCUAAAGACUGUCAGGAGAAGCACACAAAUACUCCUAAAAGCAUUGCAAUUUGUUUAAAGUGUGGAAAUUCUGGGCAUGAUAUGUUUGGAUGCAGGAAUGAUUAUUCACUGGAUGAUCUCGAGGAAAUUCAAUGUUAUGUCUGCAAGAGACUUGGUCAUUUGUGCUGUGUCAAUUCCGAUGAUGCAACAGCAGGAGAAAUUUCUUGUUACAAAUGUGGUCGGUUAGGUCAUACAGGUUUGGCAUGUUCAAGGUUGCGGGAUGAGAUUGCAAAUGGAGCCAUGCCUAGUUCAUGCUACAAAUGUGGUGAAGGAGGGCAUUUUGCUCGGGAGUGCACAAGUUCUCUUAAGGCAUGUUCAAGUUCGUGGGAUGAUAUUGGAAAUGGAGCCACAGCUAGUGCAUGCUUCAAAUGUGGCGAAGAAGGCCAUUUUGCCAGGGAGUGCACAAGUUCUAUUAAGGCAGGGAAGAGGAAUCGUAACUCAUCACGCACGAACGAUAAAAGAUCCCAUAGAGAAAAUGAUUACAUGGGAAAUAAAUCAGCCCCUAAUGAUAUGGGUGUAGCUCGUAAAAAGAAACGGUCUCUUAAAGAAGAUAGAGGAGGCUUUUCUACUCCCAAGAAAACAAAGAGUCGAGGUGGCUGGAUGGAGGAUCAUCUUACUGAAGAAAGGGGCUUUUCAUCUCCAAAGAUAUCCAAGAGUAGAGGUGGCUGGACAACGGAGCAUCCUUUGGAACCAAAAGGCUAUACAACUCCCAAGAAAUCCAAGAGUAGUAGAGGUGGCUGGACGACAGAGCAUCCUAAAGAAUUCCUUCUUCCCAUGGCCACAAGGAACAGUCAUAGAAUUUCAGGGACACCAUCUUCCAGAAGCACUAAAAUUCAUUCCUUUGGUAGUGGAAGUCAUACUCCAAGUUAUAAAUCUUCCCAGGUAUGGAAUGGUCAUGAUGGAACCCCUAUGUCCCUACGUUCCGCCUGGUCAAAUCGUCAUAGAUUUUCAGCAUCAAGGUUUGACAACUCUAGUAGUGAGGGGAAUGGUAGGAAUUACUCCCGGUGGUAG